AUGCUGCACUGGUAUCAAGUCCAAUUGGCAAGGAGGCCAUUGCUUACACAGAGCGUCGGGAGUGCUAUCCUCUUCGGUGCUGGAGAUGUUCUCGCCCAACAGCUCGUAGACCGCGCAGACACAGAGCACCACGACUAUGUCCGCACUGCCCGAAUGGUCCUGUACGGUGGUGCCAUCUUCGGCCCCGGAGCCAGCACUUGGUACAAAUUCAUGGAUCGGCACAUCAUCCUGAGCAGCCCCAAAAUCACCCUCGCUGCCCGUAUCGCCGGUGACCAAUUGCUCUUCACCCCAACACACAUGUUUGCCUUCCUCUCCUCCAUGUCCAUCAUGGAGGGCAAGGACCCCAGGGAGAAACUGCGUAACAGCUACUGGGCCGCCUACAAAGCCAACCUGAUGAUCUGGCCAUGGGUUCAGGCUGUCAACUUCACCUUUGUGCCCUUGCAGCAUCGCGUGCUGGUGGUCAAUCUUGUCAGUCUUGGCUGGAAUUGCAUCCUCAGCGUCAUCAACAGUAGGAAACAGUAA
Paracoccidioides brasiliensis Pb18 is the source of this 522-nucleotide messenger RNA. RefSeq lists its product as uncharacterized. The record is from RefSeq and is a predicted model, not a curated record. The coding region runs from base 1 to 522 and encodes 173 amino acids. The transcript has 5 exons. Gene Ontology annotation, cellular component: cytoplasm; mitochondrion; membrane.